Symbiodinium sp. CCMP2456 is the source of this 1727-nucleotide messenger RNA. The record is from the annotation of a GenBank genome assembly. NCBI's taxonomy places the organism in Eukaryota, Dinophyceae, Suessiales, Symbiodiniaceae.
AUGAACCUUUCGUUUCGAGUCCUGGCGUUGCUUCUCACAGUCUGGGUGGACGCUCAGAAGACCAGCUUUACUCUGCGGCCGCCGAUCUCUGGGGCACUGACUCGGGCCGAAGUGAUUUCUCGGCUACGGAGCUUCAGACCACCGGCUGCGCCCCAGCGGCGACUUUCCUCCUUCCCCAGCGUGUCGAAGCGGUUUCGGGAGGAUUGGCAGCUGGACGUCGACGAUCUCAUCGAGCAGGUGAAGGUGGCUCCUGGAAGACAGGGGGAGGCUGUCGUCACGUGGUUAACCAAGGAUCGACACCUUCCCAGUGCCCUCCAGUAUGCUGCAGCCGGGAGUCUGUUCCGGCGACGCGCUGACGGCCAGGUGAAUGUCUACACCAUGCAGAUUUGCCUUCCGAACAGUGAAGUGAUGCUUGACCCCCUCUUAGGCCCGCCGAACAUCGCGUUUGACUUCAACCAGCUGUCAGCGCUGAUCAAUUCCUCCUCCUUCCUGCCCAAGGAUAGCGAUUCCUGGCGGUACCUUCCUCCAGAAGGUGAUCCAUGGGAUUUCCUUGCCAGGACGAACUACUGCAUUGACUACAAGAACCCGAAGGCCUACUAUACCAGCCCUUACAUUCAUUCUGUGACCCUCACGAACCUUCGGGGGGGAACGGACUACAAUUUUCAACCUGAGGGUAGCUCCCGGAGAUUCUCGUUUCGGACUCCACCGGACGUUGGCGUGCCGGGACCCUACAAGUUGGGCGUUUGGGCAGACGUUGGUGUAACGAAUGUGAGCUUUGCCGUUAUGACGAAGAUGUUGCAGUUAGAUCCCGACCUUCUGCUCACUGUGGGAGACCUGUCCUACGCUGAUGGUUGGGCGGAGCGCUGGGAUAUUUUCGGCGUGAUGAUGGAGCCGCUGAUGUCUAGCCGCUACCAUCUUGCUGUGCCUGGGAACCAUGAACUCAUUCAGAACAACGGCAUCGACCUCAUCCAUCGUUAUCCGAUGCCUUUCCGGGAGUCUGGCUCAGGGAGCCCGUUCAUGUUUGCCCAUGAGAGUGGACCUGUGUUUGUGAUCGGAAUGGCAGGUAGCUAUUCCGAGACAGACACAGGGUCGGCGCAGUGGGUUUUCGUAGAAGAGAAGCUGCGACAAGUGAAUCGAGCACGUACACCCUGGGUCAUCGUGAUGUUCCACACCCCUUGGUACAACAGCAACAACGCCCAUUAUCUUGAGGGGAUCAAGCAUCAGUGGGACAUGGAGGAAAUGCUGUACAAUCAUGGGGUUGACGUCGUUUUCAACGGCCACGUCCACAGCUACGAGCGUUCGCACCCCGUCUUCAACUUCUCCAAGGACGAGUGUGGCAUCACCCACAUUGUCGUGGGUGAUGCCGGGAACUAUGAAGGUCCCGCCACCUACGAGGGGCGCCCACCCGGUUGGAAGUUCCCCCAGCCGGCCUGGAGUGCUUUUCGAGAGGCCUCCUAUGGGCCUGGGAUGCUCACGGUGCUGAAUGCUACGCAUGCGGAGUGGAGGUGGCACCGCGUUGCCUGCGUGUAUGAGAACAAAGACCAUCAUCCGGUGAACCUGUCCAAGUUCACCUACGAUGGCAGCCGACAGUCCCUCGGCCGCACGCGACCGAUCACGGCGUACAUCUGGGAUGGCGCAUCCGGGCCUUCCGAGGGACCGCCCUGCACAACAGAGAGCGACAACUCGGACCAAAAGUUUGAGGCUUCUGACAUGGUGAUGCUCGUGCG